ACGACGUUCUUUAUGGUAGCGACAAAUUUGUGUAAGGUACGGUGUGCAGCGUCACGUGUAUUCUUCAGCAUCAAAUAUUAUUUAUUAAUUACUUGCGCUAUUGUGUCGUCGCUAAGCUAAAAAAAGGACACGGUGUUUGUUAAAUUAGCGUUAGAAUUUUAUAGACACUUUUUUGACUGAUUAUUACAUUUAAUUGUGAGAGAUCACGGAUCUCUAUGUUGCCGGCUUCGAUUUUACAGAUCAUUUGAUACACGACGAUGCAUAACUGGAGUUGAAAUCAACUUUACAUAAAUUAACUGUACAUAUAUUAAUAAUAUAAUAUCGAAAUAUUACAAUGACUAAUCCGCGACCAGUAUCUUGCGGCUUGGAUUUUUGCUCUGCAGCAAAUCUGAAUAGUUGCUUGGCGUACGCGAAUGAUUCGAGGUAUGAUUUCGUGUGCGUCCCCUUGGUUCAUCCCUUGUACAAAAGGGAAUUCAUCUCUGGUCCUGCUAAAAAUCGUCGGGGGCCCUUUACUAGACCCGACUUAAUUUUAAAUAGUUCAGAAUGGAGUAAUUUAAUAAUUGGCAAGGUUUCGCCAUUCAUCAAUGUAGACUCGACUGAUCCAGUUGUUAGAAAAAAUAGCGAGAAGACACUGACCCAAGAAUUGAGCUUGGCCAGUCACUUCGGUUUGUCAGCGGUGACCUUAAAAUUGAGAAAUGCGGCAAACGAAAAUAUAAAUCUUGCAAGAAUUAUUUACGAUAAAGUAUCCAACAACAACUGCGUCUUUCAGGUUUGGGUGCAAGUGCCCAUGGAAAACCCGAUUAGGCAGAGCUACUCUUUCAGAGCCUCGGAAGAGUCUCCAAGAGUGGACGAGAAUCCGUGGGAAUGGUGGAAUACAUUUCGGGCGGUAUGCGAUUUCAACAAGAAGAUCGGAAUCGCGUUGAUCGUUAGUCACGACCUGCCCGACUUGGAGGAGAUCGAUAGAUGGCUUGGGGAACCAGUGAGAUGCCUGGUAUUGCCGACCACGUUGUUUCUGACCAAUAAAAAGGGAUAUCCAGUAUUAAGUAAAGCGCAUCAGGCGAUAGUGAAAAAAUUCGCUGCGUUAGAGAUACAAUUUAUCCUGACGGGUGCCACGCGUUACCAAAGUAUUAGUUACUAUCACAAUUACCUCGACUUCUUGUGGAAGAGCUGCCAGACGAACGGGACGGUGGAGAAAUUCGCCCGUGGCUACGAAGACUACCUGCAGUGCCCGCUGCAACCUCUGAGCGACAAUCUUGAGUCGCAGACCUACGAGAUAUUCGAGAAGGAUCCCGUCAAGUAUCGGGAGUACCAAAACGCCAUUUACGAGGCCAUCAAGACGACCGUCUCCAAACUCGAGGAAGAGAGGAAAAUAAUCAUCAUGGUAGUUGGCGCCGGAAGAGGACCGCUCGUGACCGCGUCGCUGAAUGCUGCGAAACGUCUCCAGCAGGAAAUCAAGAUCUACGCGGUGGAGAAGAACCCGAAUGCCGUGAUAACCCUGGAGGCGAUUCAGAGAGACGUUUGGAAGGACUUAGUCACGGUGGUAUCGUGCGACAUGAGGGAUUGGAAUCCCCCAGAGAAGGCCGACAUCAUCGUUUCCGAAUUGCUCGGGUCUUUCGGCGACAACGAGUUGUCCCCGGAGUGCUUAGAUAACGUUGUCAAGUUCUUAAAAGACGACGGAAUCAACAUACCACAAUCGUACACUUCGUACAUCGCUCCCGUGCAGUCGUCCAAGUUGUACAACGAAGUGAAGCAGCUCAAAGACAGGGACAAGCAUCCGCUGGCUCAUUUCGAGGCGCUGUACGUGGUGCAUCUACAAAAUAAGUACGACAUAGCGAAACCGAGACCGGUGUUCACGUUCACGCAUCCGAACGCGGACCCUGUCGCCGAUAACUCGAGAUACGAGACCAUAACGUUUCCAGUGGAGCAGAACUGCUCGUUGCACGGCUUCUCGGGAUACUUCACAGCGAUCCUGUACAAGAACAUCGCGCUGAGCAUAGAACCGAGCACGUACAGUACGGACAUGUUCAGCUGGUUCCCGCUCUUCUUCCCGCUCAAGGAGCCGAUACAGUUGAAGGCCGGGGACGAACUGGCGGUUCACUUCUGGCGUAGGUGCGACUCGAAGAAGGUGUGGUACGAGUGGUGCCUGAGCAAACCCAUCCCGGUGCCGAUCCACAAUUUGACCGGCCGCUCUUACACGAUCGGACUGUAACGUAACAAUUCUGUGAUUUUCUUUCAUUCGAAGAUAACUCAUUGCGCCACAAUUGACUCUCGAUUAUAGAUGAAUUUUUCUAGAAUUUUAUAAUGUCUGAACGUCCAUCACACGUUGUCCAAUGUACAUUUAGCACAAUUAUGGUAAUUAUUGACACCGUAAAGUGGUAACGAAAGGAGAAACACAGAUAUAGAAGAUAUUUAUGUAACCGAAGGAGAUGCAACACGUGAAUAUUUUCUUCUUAAUACAGACGUGCUUUUUUAUGAAUUAUGACAUACGCGAACCAUGUACGACACUGAUCUCUCUGGUCACCGAUUUCGUAAUUUCGAUAACGCGCGCGUUACAAGACGCUCUCGAUGCUUUCGAGCUGUCGUGUUAUCUCCCCGAACUCGCGUGACUGUCCGCUCUUAUGUAAAUUCCUACAUGUUCCAGAUGUGACAAAUGUUCAUACAGCAAUAACUACGAAAAAAAGGAUUCCGCAAAAAAGUUGUAUAUUUUACAUCCACUCAAUUAGCAUUAAUUUCUACAUUAAUCGCAGAAUAUAACGAGCAAUUUUUAUUUUUA
This is a messenger RNA of Ooceraea biroi (clonal raider ant), 2773 nucleotides long. Its product is annotated as protein arginine N-methyltransferase 5. Gene Ontology annotation, cellular component: nucleus; cytosol. Gene Ontology annotation, biological process: regulation of DNA-templated transcription; peptidyl-arginine N-methylation. The record is from RefSeq and is a predicted model, not a curated record. Lineage: Eukaryota; Metazoa; Arthropoda; Insecta; Hymenoptera; Formicidae.